This is a messenger RNA of Mytilinidion resinicola, 1080 nucleotides long. RefSeq lists its product as uncharacterized. The coding region runs from base 226 to 1080 and encodes 284 amino acids. The transcript is spliced from 3 exons. NCBI's taxonomy places the organism in Eukaryota, Fungi, Ascomycota, Dothideomycetes, Mytilinidiales, Mytilinidiaceae. The record is from RefSeq and is a predicted model, not a curated record.
GCAACCCAGUGAAGCCUUGCAUGUUUCUUCUGCGGUCUGGGAAAACAAGAAGGCGUUGCUUGAGAUCAAAAGAGCCCUGAGCCCAACUCGGAGCACUUGGAGUAAAUGAGGGGAAUUAGAAAGCACCAACGACAACCCGUCUGAGUUCAGUGGCUCAAACGCUAUGAUAAGGCGAGUAUCCAGCAUGCGUUUGCAAACAGGUAUGUCCUUUCCUUGUCCGGCGAUAUGUCUGCAUCUCCCAAGCUGCGUGAUAAAUCAACGUCACCAAUCUUCGCCAUGUCAGCUCGUAUCAUGUGCUCCAGGAAACCUACUCUCCCGUCUGGGCCAAUGGAGGAUGUGCCCGCAGUUUUCUGGCUGCCCAAGGGCUGCCACUACUGCAUCUCCACGACGCAGAUGGAUAGAAGCAGUAUACCGACAGAACCUGUUGCAUUGUCGAUCGGUGUGCCGCCCACGGCAGGACGGAUACAAAGAGGCAGUCAUGAAACGAGCGCUUGUCUCCUCAGGCAUCUCUUUGAACUUGACCUCGACUCAACUGCCUCAACCACUACCUUUCAGACGAGACACCAAAUAAUCUCAUCCGGCCAAUCAGAAAACAACAUCAUGAAGGUCCUAGCUCUUAUUCCGGCAUUUCUCGCCCUCGCAAGUGCUGCCCCCGUGGCUCAGCCUGACAGAAGACACAUCGCACCCUGGCACCCACCAGGCGACGAUCGCGCAGCAGACUCAUCCUAUGCUGUAAAGAAGCGUGUUAACUUCGAGGCAGACGCUAUGCUGGCCGAGCGCGCCCACUUCGAGGCUGACGCGAUGCUGGCCGUGGCCAGAGCGCCAGAGUCCUCUUACGCUGAGAAAAAGAAGAAGCGUGCCAACUUUGAAGCCGACGCGAUGCUGGCCGUGGCCAGAGCGCCAGAGUCCUCUUACGCUGAGAAGGAGAAGCGCUCCAACUUUGAAGCCGACGCGAUGCUGGCUGUUGCCAGGGACGCAGAGUCGUCCUAUGCUGCAAAGAAGCGUGGCAAUUUCGAGGCGGACGCUAUGCUCGCCGUGGCGCGAGAGGAGAAGUCUUCCUACGCUCCCGACCCGGCGUGA